AUGAACAUCUAUCGAUACAACUUUCUCGCUACACAUGCCUUCUGAAUGUUAAUAAAAUGGAAAAUAUCAAAGGAGCUUGAGCUCGGAGUUUAAAUAAAUAUUCGUUCAUGAUAAAUACGCCCGGUAAUUAAAUGUGCCCUGAAACUAAUGUGAUGUCGACUGUGUGUGAUGGCGGGUAAGGAAUUAGUAAGCCAUCAGCAGCAGUUUGUAGAAGAAAUUAACUACGAUGAAAUUGAAACAGAGCAGGUAGUCGGAAAAGGUUCUUUUGGAGUAGUAUGGAAAGGAAAAUGGAGGGGACAAUAUGUUGCUAUAAAGUAUAUAAACUCAGAAGGUGAAAAAAAGGCUUUUACUGUAGAAGUUAGGCAAUUAUCUAGAGUUGUGCAUCCCAAUAUUGUAAAACUUUAUGGUGCCUGUACUAAAAAUCCAGUUUGCCUGGUUAUGGAAUAUGCAGAAGGCGGCUCCUUAUAUAAUGUUUUGCAUUGCAAUCCUCAGCCACAAUAUACUGCAGGACAUGCAAUGAGUUGGGCUUUGCAAUGUGCACGUGGUGUCGCAUAUCUUCACAAUAUGAAACCAAAACCUUUAAUUCACAGAGACUUAAAACCACCAAAUUUGUUGUUAGUUAUGGGUGGACAAACUCUUAAAAUUUGUGAUUUUGGUACAGCUUGUGAUCUAAACACAUAUAUGACUAACAACAAAGGUUCUGCUGCUUGGAUGGCUCCAGAAGUAUUUGAGGGUUCUAGAUAUACCGAAAAGUGUGAUGUGUUUAGUUGGGGUGUUAUUUUGUGGGAGAUAUUGUCAAGGAAGAAACCAUUUGAUGAAAUUGGUGGUUCAGCUUACAGAAUAAUGUGGGCAGUACACGUAGGACAAAGACCUCCUUUAAUUGAGGGUUGCCCUAAACCAAUUGAAGAUCUCAUGACCAGAUGUUGGCACAAAUCUCCCGAAGAAAGGCCAUCAAUGGAUGCUGUUGUAGAAAUAAUGACGACCUUAUCACAAUUCUUUAAUGGACAUCUAGAACCAGUGGAAUAUUCCCGAAAAGAUGUUGAGUCAGAGGAAGUUAUUGACAACCAGGUUUCUAAAGAUGAUACUUUGGACGUGACUGAUACUAUGGAUUCUGAAAUAAAUGGAUAUGCUGCCAACGGUACUAUUAAAGCUAAUGCACCCGUUUCCAAAGAAAAAUCGGAAAUUUUUAAUGAAAAAAACAGUUCAUCGAAUCCCUUCUACGAUUUCAGGGAUCCACCUCCUAAAAAUAAUAUUUCAGCAAACAAUCCAUCCAAUAAAGAAUUCCAGAUUAAAGAUUUUCCUCAACUUUACGUUGAGUGUGAUCCGAAUGCUUGGGGAUUACCAAGUUCCGACUCACCAUUGGAAUCUCCUAUUCUAAAGAUAAAGAAUACUGCACAAAGUAAUAGUACGACUGACAAGGAUUUAGACAACGUUUAUCGCCUUUUGGACGCGGAUCUGAGGCCAUUGACGCCUGAUCAGACUUGCGAAAGAUCGAAAGAAAUUUUCGAAGAGCACAAACAGCUGGCGCAAGAAUAUUUGAAGGUGCAAACGGAGAUAGCGCUUUUGGGGCAGCACAAAAAUGAAAUGCUAAAAAAUUUGACCAUAGACAGUUUAAGGCAGCAAGAGGAACUCAGGAAACUGGAGGAUGAAAAGGAGUCUCUCAUAAAGCUGUAUCGAAAUUUAAAACGUCAGUUGGAAAUCAUGAAGAAUCAGAGGACGAACAAUGCUCUUUUGAGCAACGCUCAAGUGGGUCCGACAGUUUCCGGAAACAACGGGUGGUUCGUGGUACCUUGUCAAAAUCCUUCAAGACAUUCUUGAAUACCAAGAUUAGACAAGUACAAGCGUUAGACGAGGUUCUUUUUUACAUUAUGUCUUGCGAAUUUCCCCUGCUUUCUUCUUGUAGCGAACACGGGCAACAAUAUCGAUUUUCUCAAUAGAUUUUUCAACGAUAGAUUUUAUUCUAUAAUAUACAAAAGUAAAAAUAAAAGAGAGAGAGAGAGAGAGAGAGAGAGAGAGAAGUUGGCGAUGCAAUCUCUUAAACAUAAAUAUAUAUAUAUAUAUAUUAUAUAUAUAUAUAUAUUAUAUAUAUAUAUAAUAAAAUAUAUAAAAACACUGUUUUCUAUUUGCAUUUGAUUUCAAGAACAUUUAUCGAGACUUCUCCGUUUCUUAAUGAACAAAAUUAUGUAAAAAUUUGAUCAAUAAUAUGCAUAUAUAUUCAGGUAUGUAUAUCUUUCAAAUAAGCAUUACGGGGAAUCUAUCGAAGUAGCUUUAAAUGUGGCUUUAGCUUUUAUCGUGUUUUAAAAUAUAAAACGUACAGGUUUGAAAAAAUACUGCUAUGAGGAAGAUUAACGUAAUUAUCAAUUAUUAUCAAUCAGAAAUCGAUGAUUAGUCAACUGCCUGUGUAAUUUGUUAUUACUACAUUUAUUUAUGUAAGAAUUACCAUUAAUAAGUAAUAAUUAAGGAGGUAUUGUAUUAUUAUUUAUCUAAUUUAUCUAACUUGUCCUUACGUAUAAUUAUUUUUCGUUACAAACUAAUUUGUACAGUCAAUAAAAUAUUCGAUAACUGGUGUCCUCGUUAUAAAAUAUUAAGUACUGUUACUGUAUUUAAUCGAAUACCGAUAAUUGUUCAUUAUGUAAUUUCUAUUUUUUGCCAUAACAUUGUUAAGAUGAUAUUGAAUUAUUGAAAUGAAGUUACAGUAAUUAAAAAUCGUUUCUUCAACGAAACAUGUCUUUUUAAAAUUGUUAAAUAUUUUUGCGUCAAAAGCUUAUGUACCCAUUUAUUAAAUAUACGCGAUAUUUUCUUUUCAUUUCUCUUCUUCGUUUAAUAACUACGAGCGAGUUUUAACCAACAGUAAUAUUAUCAGAUAAUUAAUAAUUCGUAGGGUAACUUCUUGUUUACGUUAUAGUUUUUAUACUAUGAUAUCACUAACAUCACCUUUUAGUAAUAUUCAAUAUUGUAUUUUACGCUUUAAAGGAAAAAAGUUUGAUUAUUAAAAACAAAAUAUAACGAUGUUAACCAGUAAUUGUUCACGGUGCCUCUGGUUUCGCACGGGUCUGACUAUAAGUAUCAUCUUCUACUUAAAGGCAUGAUUUCUUUACAACUUGAUAGAACUUUACUGUACGAAGCAUAAUAAAUAAUAACAUUUAUAAUUUA
Molecule: messenger RNA, 3153 nt
Organism: Bombus pascuorum
Lineage: Eukaryota; Metazoa; Arthropoda; Insecta; Hymenoptera; Apidae
Product: mitogen-activated protein kinase kinase kinase 7-like
Exons: 9
Coding region: 169-1818 (549 amino acids)
Biological process (GO): positive regulation of canonical NF-kappaB signal transduction; protein phosphorylation; JNK cascade
Molecular function (GO): ATP binding; magnesium ion binding; MAP kinase kinase kinase activity
Source: RefSeq, a predicted model, not a curated record